AUGUCGGAGAAGAGAGACGGAGCGGCACCUCCUCCUACUCGAAAACAAUGGGACAAAGAUGAAUGGGCCGCCAAGGCGAAAGAGAAAGAUGAAGAGGCUAUUGAGAAAGCUAAAUCUGCCGAGGCUGCUCUGGCUAAAGGUUUAAAACCAAAAUUUAAAGAUAAAGAAGAUCUUCCUAAACCUACGAAAAACAUGCAACAGCGAACUGAAGAUGUGGGUCUCAACAAAGAUCUCAACAAAACAAUGUUAGUUCAAACUACAUCAACUGGUAAAGGUCCCAAAGGUCCAGGAUUUUACUGUGAUCUAUGUAAUAGAACUUUGAAAGAUAGUUUAUCUUAUCUUGAUCAUUUGAACGGUAGAAUGCAUCUUUUACAUUUAGGUCAAUCUACCAAAGUAUCACGUUCGACACUUGCUCAAGUUCGAGAAAAGAUAAGACAAUUAAGGGAAGAAUCAUCUAGUAGAGUUACCGCCAAGAAUUUCGAUUUUAACGCACGUUUGGAACAAGUUCGUAACGAUGGAUUGGAGGAGAAGGAGAGACGAAAAGAAGAAAGGAAAAGGAAACGUGAAGAGAAGAAAGAAGAAGAGAUGUUGAGUAAAAUGGGUGUGUUGGGAAAGAAAAAUAAAAAAGAUGAGGAGGUCGAAAAGGCUCAAAAGGAUAAUGAAGAUAUUACUACCAUGAUGGGUUUUGGGGGUUUUGGAGGUGUGAAAAAGAGAUGA
Tremella mesenterica DSM 1558 is the source of this 717-nucleotide messenger RNA. RefSeq lists its product as uncharacterized. Gene Ontology annotation, biological process: mRNA splicing, via spliceosome. NCBI's taxonomy places the organism in Eukaryota, Fungi, Basidiomycota, Tremellomycetes, Tremellales, Tremellaceae. Gene Ontology annotation, molecular function: zinc ion binding; nucleic acid binding. The record is from RefSeq and is a predicted model, not a curated record. Gene Ontology annotation, cellular component: spliceosomal complex; U4/U6 x U5 tri-snRNP complex. The transcript has 5 exons. The coding region runs from base 1 to 717 and encodes 238 amino acids.